Molecule: messenger RNA, 2541 nt
Organism: Fusarium musae
Lineage: Eukaryota; Fungi; Ascomycota; Sordariomycetes; Hypocreales; Nectriaceae
Exons: 2
Coding region: 1-2541 (846 amino acids)
Molecular function (GO): protein binding
Source: RefSeq, a predicted model, not a curated record
AUGCAAGAGGACCUCCAGCGCAUGGAGCUCGAGGCUACUUCCGUUGAACCACGAUCACAAACCGAUUCAGGCCCAGGUCCUCGUCACUCUCGUGAACCGUCGCUCUCUACUUACACCAACCCUCGGGGAGCCGACCCGCCCAGGCCCCAGCCGGCAACACAGGCCUCGAGCGACGACAUCCGAGCAUACCAGUCCUCCGAUAAGAUCUCCGAGAGUCUCAGCAACAUGAGCUUCGACGCCCCCUCAUUUUCGCCUUUUCCCAAGGUCAAGGGCGAUAACAUCCCCCCAACUGAUGAGGAAAAGGAAGAGAUUCUCUGGAACGCGCGCAAGCAUGUUCUUCACUCACAGAAUGUUUCGAUGCAAAUUACAUGGGCGCGCGACGUCCUUACUUGGGCCGACAUUUCCCAAGAGUCCAUGAUACGCGAGUAUGGCGAAAAGGCCCGACCUGCAACGCCCCGCAUAGAACACGAACUCCGAGUCGAUGCAAUCAACAUUAUUACCUACUUGUCGCAGCAAGAACACCCUGAAGCACUCUACAUGCGCUCAAAAUGGCUCGAGUUUGGCAAAUUUGGUAACCGUGUUGACAAGCGCGAGGCUUAUAUCGGCUACAAGCGCGCCGCAGAACUCGGUCAUGGACGAUCCGAGUAUCGCAUGGGCAUGUUGUAUGAGCAGUCGAAUGACAUGUCCAAGGCGAAGGAGCAUUACUAUCGCGGCCUUUCCCUUAAGGACUCAGCCUCAUUGUACCGAAUGGGCAUGAUGAGCCUUUUAGGCCAACAUGGCGAGACAAAAGAUUACUCGACUGGCCUGGAGCGGAUACAGGCCGCUGCCGACAGCUCCGACGAAGACGCCCCUCAGGGUGCUUAUGUUUACGGUAUGCUCAUAGGACGCGACUUACCGGACAUCACAAUCCCUGAGGGCUUAUUGCCUAACAACCCAUUGACGACCAAGAUGUAUAUCGAGAAGUCGGCUUAUCUUGGGUUUGCUAAGGCCCAACUCAAGAUGGGACAAGCAUACGAACUCUGCCAGUUCGGAUGUGACUUCAACCCGUCGUUCUCCCUUCACUACUACGGUCUAGCAGCUAAGCAAGGUCUCCCCGAGGCAGCCCUCGGUGUGAGUCGAUGGUUCCUCUUUGGCUACGAGGGUGUUUUCAAGAAGAACGAGUCGCUCGCGUACAAGUAUGCUCAAGAGGCUGCUGCCGCUAAGCUACCGACAGGAGAAUUUGCCUUGGGUUACUACAACGAAAUAGGAAUCCAUGUUGAGAAGAGCUUGUCAGAAGCUAGAAAGUGGUACCAGCUGGCCGCCGAUCACGGCAAUCAAGACGCUCUUGGCCGACUCGAUUCUCUGGACGAGAAUAACACUCUGUCCAAAUCUGACCACGAAACUACCACACUGACCCGCAUCAAGUCGCAACACGGAUCCCAGCGAGGCAAGCGUCCUGAUCGCUUCAAGCAGCCACAGCAAAUGCCUACUCUCAGUGAAGGGAGUGCCCCUGCUUCACCUUCACUAGACGGACCAGGUUACCCCAAGCCACAGGAUCCGCAGUCCAAUCCUUCUCUCGGAAUACGGCCGACCAUCGUCUCGGAGCACGUUAACUUCCCAGAUCCCUCGCGGGCUUCUUUUGUACUCCCUGCGGCAACAGACAGACCUCCUGCCUUCAAUGUUAGGUUGGAUGCCAACCAAGGCCCAAUGCGACCCCAAUCGGCAGCUCCCUACCCCGAAGAUGACCGGCCACCACCCCUAACAGUUCGUUCCAAGUCCACCGCACCUUACCCAGAGGACGAUACCCAAGGUCCUACCUCUCCUCGUUUCAACCAAGGCGGACGCAUGGGACCUCCUUCAGGACCCCCUUCAGAUCGCCCAUCAAGUGCUUUUGGCAUCAAGCCACAAUCAGGUGGUCCUCGUCCUAUGCCGCAAUCCCAGUCGAUGGGUAAUCUUCACCCUGGAGGCCCAGGAGGUCCUGGCCGACCCGACCCUCGCAACAGAGCUGCAUCCACUGGAUGGGAAGGCCAACAAGGACCUGGAGGGCGUCCUUCUCCCUACCCAGAAGACAACGGAGCACCGUACGGUGGAAUACAAAAGACACCUACUGGUGGCCAAUACUCGCCGGGCUUGCAAAAUCCUCAGUCCCAAAACUAUGAACGCUUCUCGCGCGUACCUGGAGCUAGUGGGCGCCCCGAGCGUGGGAGCUCUCUUCCCCAGAAUCAGCAGCAACAGCAGCAACAAUUACCACCUCAGGCGAACCGACCCCCACGGACGUCAAGUGCUCAGCCACCAAUGGUGUCUGGGGGUGUUGGCCCGGGCGGCAGGCCGUCUCCGGGACCUUAUGGCGGACCCCAAGGAGGGCCUCAAGGGGGCCCAUCUGGUCCUCCAAGAACUGGAAGUGCACCCCCAUCACAGUUCCAGCGGCCCGAUAACAGGCCGAGCCCUGCUCCCAGCGCUGCAACGAUGCCACCAAAGGGAGCAGGCAAACAGGGACCUGCAACAUUUGAAGAUAUGGGUAUUCCACAAGGAAAACAGGACAGUGACUGUAUCCUCAUGUAA